Molecule: messenger RNA, 330 nt
Organism: Perkinsus marinus ATCC 50983
Lineage: Eukaryota; Perkinsozoa; Perkinsida; Perkinsidae
Product: merozoite surface antigen 2, putative
Exons: 1
Source: RefSeq, a predicted model, not a curated record
AUGACAACUACUCCAUUGUCCUCUACAACUCCGAGUGCUGAUGCUACCGCGACUUCUCCUACGACGCAGAGUCUCGGAGAAGAUUUGCUUAAUGAAUUGCCCUCCUCUAGUACUACCACAACUACUACAUCGACCACCACUGAAGAAGCGACCACGUCCACAACAGUGACAAUUACUUUGUCGUCCCCUGCAACGCCGACUACCGACUCCGCCGCGACCUCUACUACGACAGAGAGUCUCGAGGAGGGCUGGGUCGAUGAACUAUCCUCUUCAAGUGCUACGACAUCUACUGCAUCGACCACUACUGAGGAAGCGAUCACGUCCUCAAAG